Messenger RNA from Diuraphis noxia (Russian wheat aphid), 1719 nucleotides. RefSeq names its product acyl-coenzyme A diphosphatase NUDT19-like. The record is from RefSeq and is a predicted model, not a curated record. Gene Ontology annotation, molecular function: hydrolase activity, acting on acid anhydrides, in phosphorus-containing anhydrides. Gene Ontology annotation, cellular component: mitochondrion. NCBI's taxonomy places the organism in Eukaryota, Metazoa, Arthropoda, Insecta, Hemiptera, Aphididae.
CCCACUACCAACUACUAUUUACCCAUAGACCUUAUACUAAGGUAUAAGAGUAUAAGGUUCUGUGGUAUAAGGUCUAUGUAUUUACCUAUGUUUUUAUUCUAGUUAUUAUCAGUAUACAAACAAAAUAAUAGAUAUCCAUAAUCCUCUUAGAUAUUGAUAAUAAUUAAUAGCAUAAGACAGUAAUUACAUUAUUAUGGUAACUUGCACUUAAGAGGACGUAUCUAUUAUUAUAGUUGACCAACCACCUCGUAAAAUCGUAAUUCUGUUGUGUAUAGAAUACGAGACACGAGUAUUAUGAACUGAUGAUAACUUAUGCAUCAAAAAACCAUUAAAAAAUCAUAAUUAUUUUUAUAUUAAUAUUUUAUAUUUAUGUUCAAGUACAAUCGAGUUUGAAAAGGACGGCUAUUUAAACAUGCAAAUUAAAUCUAUUUUCACCAUAAUGAUCUAACUUAAAUUUUUUUAAGCUAUUAAAUUUAAAUAUGAGUUUUUGGCGAGAAGCUUCUAGUGUUAUACUGCUGACAAAAUCUUCCAAUAUGAAGAAUGUUUGUCGGGAUUCGUUCAAAAUACUGUGCAUUAAAAGAAGUGCAAUCAAUUCUUACUUACCCAAUUAUACAGUCUUUCCAGGAGGAACUACAGAAAAAUCGGAUUCAUCUCCGGAAUGGACAGACAUAAUUCCAGAUUGUACAAAUUCUAAUUUAAAUGUGAAUAUAAUGGGCUACAGCGGUAGCCCAGCUAUUAAAUUUGUAUCUGAUAAUGAACAAGGUUCUAUUCCAAAAUGCCUAUCACUAAGAGUAACUGCUAUCAGAGAAACAUUUGAAGAAAGUGGUAUACUGUUGUGUAAAAAAGUGAACUGCAGCAAACCUGAGAAUUGUGCAACUGUUAAUCAUUUAGAAAUUGAUAGCAUUGACAAAUGGAGAAAAUUAGUUCAGAAAAAUGCAUCCAACUUUAUCAACUUAUGUAAUGAAAAUAGUUGUUAUCCAGAUGUUAGUGCAUUACAUUUGUGGAGUAACUGGUUAACACCUCCACUUUUGAAGACAAAAUUUGAUACAAAAUUUUUUCUUGCUUUUAUUGAAUCUUCAGUUAAUGCUAGUCCUGAUGGUGUAGAAACAUCUCAAAUGACGUGGAAUACACCAGAUGAAAUGUUAUCACAAUUUUUUAAUGGUGAUGAAAAACUUGUGACUCCUCAAUAUUAUGAACUGUUAAGAUUAAGACAGUUUACAUCAUUUACAAAAUUAACAAAUUUUGCUUGCACAAGAAGUAUUGAAGGAUGUGAACAAAUAUUACCAAUGGUUAUAGCAACCAAAGACGGAUAUUUGACAUUACUCCCUGGAGAUGGCAAGUUUAAUAAUUCAGAAAGAUAUUUAGAAGUACAAUAUGAAUUGGAUAAACAUUUACAAGAUUUUGACUCUGAUGUGAUGCAUAGACUACAUCAUACUGAAGAAUAUUUACCAAAAAAAAUAAUAAUUAAAAACUAUAUACCUAAGUGUGGACACGUACUGCCCGCAAUUCUGUAAAAUUUGAAAAUUAAGAUACAAUAGUUUAAUAUUCACCAACAUAAUGUGUCAUAAUAAUUAAUAUUGACCACAACUUAUAUGAAAAUAUCUUUGAAUUCUGCUAAACAUUGAUCUCCAUUUACCCUGAUCAAUCCAUUUAACUUUUUAUUUUUUAUUUUGUUGUUAAUUAUUUAAUUUAAUUAUUUAUUGUUUUUAAUUAAUUUUA